CCAGAACAACAACGAAAUCAAAAGUAUUCUCGAUGUGGCUGGUUUGUUUGGCUUUUUAUAAAUGAAAAAUCAAGCAUGUGAUGUGAUUCUAUGUGCUGAGCUGAGAGAGAGAUAGAGUGCGUGUUGUGAAUAUAUUACGUUCAGUACGAUUUUGUUUGUUGUGGCACGAUAACCGCAAACAUUAAAUUGGUGAGCUUAAAAUUUCAAAUUGAAAGGAAAUUCGCCAACAACGUCCAACGACUUGUGUCCUUGGGGAAUCAAACAUUCUGUGGUUUUAUUAUAUUCUUUACUUCAGUUGUUUGGCAAGAAAUUCUUCUUCAUAAUCAUCAUGCUAUUCGCUUGUCAUCAAAUGGCAAUGGAACGCGAGGCGAUCCUAAAGAAACAAUUACAAAUUUUACAAUCCGAACAAAGCAACCAAUCGGAUAGCACAUUUCAACCCGUUCCAGUGCCAUCUGCAAGCAGUGACAAUGUUCCAGUUAUAUGGAUUUUGGGCGGACCAGGAAGUGGCAAAGGGACGCAAUGCGCCAAAAUUGUGGAGAAAUUCGGCUUUAGCCAUUUCAGCACGGGUGAUUUGUUGAGAGCCGAAGUCGCUGCUGGCACCGAUAAAGGUAAAGAAUUGUCGGAAAUCAUGAAACGCGGGGACCUCGUACCAAACCAAGAAGUUUUGGACUUGUUGCAAAAGGCAAUGAAAGAAGCUCUCGGUAAAUCGAAAGGUUUUUUGAUUGACGGAUAUCCUCGUGAAAAAUCGCAAGGUGUUGCGUUUGAAAAAUCAAUUGCUCCAGUCGAUUUGAUCAUCUCACUUGAAUGUAAACCGGAAACAAUGGUAUCGCGUAUUUUGAAACGGGCUGCUGAAUCGGUUGAAAAGCGUGCCGAUGAUAAUGAAGCCACAAUUAAGAAUCGCAUUGAAACCUUCAUCAAAAACACCGACGAAAUUUUAAGUCAAUACCCAUCACAAACCAAACGGGUCGACGGCGAACGAGACGUGGAUGCAAUUUUUUCCGAAGUUUCAGAAGCCAUUUCUGCUGUGGUUGCCAAGAAAUCAUGAACAUUUUGCACACUACACAAAUCUCGACAAUACAUGCAAUAAAUACAAACAUAUAUACAACACCAUUUAAAAAUCUAAAUGUGGAAAUUUGUUUUCGAAAAAUUGGACCAAAAAAUAACAUUUUCUGGCGCUAAUGAAUGGAAGCAAAACAGUGCUAUUGCAAUUCAUAUUACUUACAACCUAAGAGAAUGACACCAAAGUAAUCACAAAUUUUAACUUUCAAUUAGCAAAUUGAAUUUGUCAGUAAACAAUUUUUCUUGUAAUUUAAUGUUAUGUAAAGUAAAAUAAAUUAAUAAAAGACACUCUUCACACAAA
Contarinia nasturtii (swede midge) is the source of this 1360-nucleotide messenger RNA. RefSeq names its product adenylate kinase isoenzyme 1 (gene Ak1). Lineage: Eukaryota; Metazoa; Arthropoda; Insecta; Diptera; Cecidomyiidae. The record is from RefSeq and is a predicted model, not a curated record. Gene Ontology annotation, biological process: nucleoside triphosphate biosynthetic process. Gene Ontology annotation, molecular function: ATP binding; AMP kinase activity. The transcript has 7 exons. Bases 329 to 1045 code for a protein of 238 amino acids. Gene Ontology annotation, cellular component: cytosol; cytoplasm.